AUUGCGCAUGCGCAUAAGAGUGUUGCUGCUGGGCACGAUGGCACACUGUGGAAAUAACGAAGUAGUAGCCGUGAUUGGAAAUGUGGACGUCACCUCAUUGGAAACAGAGAACAACGUUCGAAAUACGAUGGUGGAAAGAGGGACGGCGCUGUUGAGAAAAAUGGAGAUAAAUGUGGCAGAAGCAGAGAAGAGAACUGGGAAGAACACAGUUAACAUGCAGGAAACAUAUACUGUCUAUCUGAUAGAAACACGACCAGCCGAAUCUGUGCCAGAGGGGGGCACACCGGCAACACCUGACAUUCUGUGGAGACGCUACAGUGAGUUUGAGCUGCUCAGAACAUAUCUGCUGGUCACCUAUCCCUACAUCAUCGUUCCUCCGCUACCAGAGAAAAGGGCAGAGUUUGUCUGGCACAAACUCGCAGCAGACAACCUCGACCCAGACUUUGUUGAGCGAAGGAGAGUCGGCUUGGAGAACUUCCUGUUGCGUGUUGCAUCACAUCCUGUCCUGUCCAAUGACAAAAUCUUCUUUUUGUUUCUUACAGAGGAGAAGGGGUGGAGGGAUGCAGUGUUGGAGACGGGUUUCCAAGACAAGGUUGACUCCAGAUUGAAGUCCCUGAGUGCCAUGUACAGAGUCAAGAACCCUGACAGGCGAUUCACCGCUCUAAAACAUUACAGUGACGAACUGAACACGGUCAUCUCCCAGCUGCUCAGGGUGCGGGCGGUGAAAAGUGCUGAUAGGCUGUAUGGAGUGUACAAGGUUCAUGGUAACUACGGCAGAGUAUUCAGUGAGUGGAGUGCUGUCGAGAAGGAGAUGGGAGAACGGACUGCAGGUGCUGGACACCACAUGGACACGUAUGCUGCCUCAAUCGAUGACAUCCUGGAAGAAGAAGAACACUACUCAGAUCAGCUGAAAGAAUACCUUUUCUACACUGACGCCGUCCGGUCUGUCUGUCGGAAACACGAGUUGAUCCAGUACGAGUUGGAGAUGGUAGCUCAGGAUCUGGCUCAUAAGAAACAACAGAAAGAGGAGCUAGCUACUGGGACGGUGCGUGUCUUUUCUCUGAAGGGGAUGACCACUAAGCUGUUUGGCCAGGAGAGUCAGGAGCAGAGGGAAAGCAGGCUGGCAGCCCUGGAGCAGAGUAUCCAAGAGGGAGAUGAAAUGCUUAAAGAGAAGAACAAAGAGUGCCAGGAGUUUGUCCGAGCAGCCUGGGAAGACAUAGAACGAUUUAAGGAGCAAAAAGAUAGAGAUUUACGUGAAGCGUUAAUCAGCUACGCCAUUAUGCAGAUCAGCAUGUGUAAGAAGGGAAUCCAGGUGUGGUCAAAUGCCAAAGAGUGCUUCAGCAAAAUGUGAGACACCAUCCAGCCUGUCGUUCUCUCCCACACCUUAAAUCAGUAUCUAUUUAGGCUGUUCAGAAGGGGUAGAAGCAACCAAUCCUUUAUAAAUGGUGACCAUAAAACAGUUUUGCAUUCACUUUGGGUGCCAUACAGAGUAGAAUCAACUGACCUUGACUGUCACAUGCUUGCUGUCUCUUUUUCACUGUAAUUCUUGGACUCUCACUAACACACGCACAUACACACAAAUAAUUAUAUAAAUGGUUUAUCAGAAUUAUUUUUGACAAGUGCAAUGGAUCUUUUAUUUCCCACUUAAUGCCAUUUAUUUAGAGGUGUGGCCUUCAUUUUUUGCUUAAUACAGUUUUUAAGCAGAAAUUGUAUAAUUCAUCUAUGCAUGAACAAUGCACAAACUGCUCAUAAUUGGUCUUUAUUGCACAUCUCUCAUUCUGAAAAAUGAUCUAAAGUUCUGCUUUACAGAUAUUAAUAAAUGUUUUUGUCCUGCAUUUUAAGGCUUUCAGUCAUUAAGUUGUAAACAGUUUUCUGGUAACAAAAUUAUAGUGUGAGUGAAAUAUGAACAAAAUAAUACUCUUGUUGCCAAUAGCAGCACCAGUAACCGGUGUCUAAUUUGGUAUUAAAAGACUUCUUUGUCAUUCCAUCAAAGUAUGUUAUUGUUUGGUAAAAACCAAUCUGUCAGUGUGUUCAAGCCAGGCCUCCUCAAUGUCACUCUGCACUGAAUUGAAGGAGGUGAGCAAACACCCUGAAAAAUGGGUUUCUGUUGGCCAAGCGGUUAAGUGCGCUUGUUUGCAGAGUGGAAUUUUCCCGGUUCAAAACCCACCCCUGGCUGUUCUCCAUGUAAUAUGGAGUUGCGUCAGGAAGGACAUCCGGUGUAAAACUUGUGCCAAAUCAGCAUGCAGAUCCACCUCUGAUCUGCUGUGGUGGCCCCAAAACAAGGGAGCAGCUGAAGGGAUUUACUUCUACUUUGAUUAUACGGAUUUCAGAAACAAGGCAAAUUUUAAGCAAGGUCAUUUCAGUUUUUGGUUUUCAUACAUUUCUUCAUGCUUAAUCAGGCAUUUAUGCAGUUGUUACUGAGGAUCAGCAAUCUGCCAAAUGGCAGUUGUUCAGCACACAAGACCGUAAAACGAGAAGGUGCAUGACCUUAGUUUUUGCAGAAUUAAAUAAAUGGAUUAUAAGAAUGAUAUAACAGGUCAGGGUUAAAUUCUGUUAAAUAAAACACUCAACCAGAUGAAAAGGAUUUUUUU
Molecule: messenger RNA, 2591 nt
Organism: Thalassophryne amazonica
Lineage: Eukaryota; Metazoa; Chordata; Actinopteri; Batrachoidiformes; Batrachoididae
Gene: snx4
Product: sorting nexin 4
Exons: 14
Coding region: 8-1351 (447 amino acids)
Biological process (GO): protein transport
Molecular function (GO): phosphatidylinositol binding
Source: RefSeq, a predicted model, not a curated record